Molecule: messenger RNA, 648 nt
Organism: Fomitopsis serialis
Lineage: Eukaryota; Fungi; Basidiomycota; Agaricomycetes; Polyporales; Fomitopsidaceae
Product: putative phosphatase regulatory subunit-domain-containing protein
Exons: 1
Biological process (GO): regulation of glycogen biosynthetic process
Cellular component (GO): protein phosphatase type 1 complex
Molecular function (GO): glycogen binding; protein phosphatase 1 binding
Source: RefSeq, a predicted model, not a curated record
AUGCCUGCGAAGGACACACCCCAGCGGAAGGCGGCGGACUGCGCGUUGGAGGAGCUCACGUUGGGCGCGGACGGCGCGGCGGUGCAGGGCCGAGUGCGUGUGAAGAACAUGGCGUUCCAGAAGUGGGUCGCGGUGCGGUUCACGUUCGAUUGGUGGCAGACGACGAGCGAGGUCACCGCGCGGUAUGUGCACACCCUCGAGGGCGGCUUGUUCGACGUGUUCGCGUUCACGAUACGCCUGAACGACAUGCUCGCUCGCAUCGAGAAGACGCUUUUCAUGGCGAUCCGGUAUACGGUCGAUGGCAAGGAGAUCUGGGACAACAACGACGGCGAGAACUUCCAGGUCAAGUUCUCCAGACAUUUAGAGCCGCCGCAGCCCUCUCCCGCCCGGCGGUCCAGUCCCAUAGCGAGAGCGAGAAGGAGAAGGAGCAGACCGAGCGGAAGAACAUCUCCGACCUGCGCAUCGAGCUCGAGAAGGUCGCCUCCACACAGUCCACACAGUCGCCCGCGCGCAAGUCGCCCUCGCCCCGCGCUCAACCUCCGCUCGUCGACGCCGCUCUCCGCGCGCUACGACCUCUCCGCGUCAUUUAAGCGGCCGUGGAAGUCACCGUCGCCGGCCGCGCACACGCGCACGAGCACGUACCCCUCU